Molecule: messenger RNA, 2113 nt
Organism: Dreissena polymorpha
Lineage: Eukaryota; Metazoa; Mollusca; Bivalvia; Myida; Dreissenidae
Exons: 11
Coding region: 36-1865 (609 amino acids)
Source: RefSeq, a predicted model, not a curated record
CUACGGCAUAUACAUCAGUAUCAAGCACAGACGUUAUGUCUUCGACAUUGCCGUCUAUAAAGAUGUCGACCUCUGACAGUUCAUCACAAUCACUCUCUGUCCUAUCGACAGAAAUAACAUCUUCAAUAACAGAGGCCAGUGCGCAAACCUUACUGGCGUCUUCAGUACCUUCAUCAAUGACAUCUUCAGAAUUGAACACUGUUGUAUCGACCGAAUCUCUAACACCUUCAGUGUUCGCUAGCAAAACAGUGAGCUCAACAUUAUUCAAUAUCGCGUCGGACUCAGAGCGGACUUUAAUGCUUUCAAGUGUGAGUCAAAGCCAAUCAAUUUCAUCGUUGAUUCCUACGAUGUCAAUAGCAACGAUGGAUACAACAGAGAUAUCCCACACUUCCAUAUCUCUGUUUUCGACACCAAUGUCAACAUCAAUGAUGUCAUCAUCGGUUACAGUUCCGUUAAAAUUGUGUCGUGCGCCAUCUUUCGACAACGGCCAUUUCACUGGUUCGACGGAAGUGAAUGAGGUGGUGACCUUCACAUGCAAUGAAGGAUACAGGCUUGUUGGUAACGGAAGUGCAACAUGUCUGGAAAAUCGCACGUGGACAGAAUUACCUCAGUGCAUCAAAGAAUGCGGAAACUUAACCGCUCCCCGAAACGGUUCCGUGAAGUACGAAUGCACGAACGAGGGCUGUGUUGCCCAAUACGCAUGCGCGACCGGAUAUGAACUCAGCGGACAAGCGUCCCGCACAUGUACAAGCAUCGGAUGGAGUCCAGGCGAGCCCACCUGCAACCCAACAGGUGAGAUACACGGCACCAAUGUAACCAUCCAGCUUCAGUCAGGUCCGCCCGACGACUCCAUAGGGCGUGUGCAGUAUCAACAAGACGUAUAUGAUCAGCUUACGAAAUACUACAAGGAGAACAUCGGAGAUUAUUUCCGCCAGAUCGUCAUCGUUUCUAUCAGUCCAGACGGUAUCGUAGACUAUUCCAUAUUUUACGACAACUUAGACACCGCCCACUCCGUGUUUUCGAAAUCCCAGUCGGCGUUCUUCAAGGGGGUUCCGCUCACUAUACUCAACGAAACAAUACCGGUCAUCAAAAUAACCCUUGCUGGAACCACGUAUGAGGUCAAUGCCACCAUAGAUCAAGCGGAACUGAUGUGUGACAUGUACAAGCACCUGCGCGGUAAUUGCUCGGCAGACGACACUUGUUCCACAGACUUAGGGCGUCCGGUUUGCGAGCCUGCUCGUACUAAAGACAACUUCUGGUGGAUUGCUCUGCUCGGCGCGGGAAUUCCCCUUCUGGUUCUCGGCGCAAUACUCGGGAUAUUCUGCUGCUGUUGGCUGUGUCCCUGCUGCAGACGUCGACGAAAACGCGAAGAAGAGCCGGAACCUGAAUGGCUUCCGUACUAUGGUCUGCCGAGAUAUGUGGGUAUCGGUCGCCGCAUCACUCACGUACCCUGGGGCGCCCCAACGUACGGAACCUAUCAAGAUAUCUCGGAAGGACCCGAACCCGCGUCCUUUGUGGUAGAACCGGACCCUGACCAAGAUGACCCGAGCUUUCGCUUACCCCGCCUCGUUCUUCAGCCGUCGCACUAUCCCCCACGAGUAACAUCACUUACCACAAGCAUCGACGACGGAGACAGCGAACCGCCCUUCCGGUACCCGGACAACUUGUUCCGGUCGCCAGCCGACACCAUUGAGGACGCUGACUCAGACAUUACUCUCCAUAGGGCGCGAUUCGGUGCCGUGUUGACUUACCUUGACACGGGGUUUCCCACAGGAAGAAUUCCGCUGAGAUUCAACACUACGAGACGCUCAGCGCCCUCUUACGGAUCUAACAUCUCGUACAAUCGAGAUAUAGACGAAGCUUGAGUUAUAAUGCCUCUCGGUUUUUUACUUAUAAUGUCACCCGGUGUUUCCUGAACUUGAAAUUAGCAUAACAUGCGCGUUUUUACUAGCUUCAUGCAUAGUUUUUAUACAUCGUUUUCUUUACGUCUCAAGUUUUCACUUACAAUGGGAUUUGUGUUGGAUCAUAAUUACCCAUUGGAAUCGCUGUUUGGCGCAUACAUGUAUACAUACAACCUGAUUGUUAUGCGCAAUAAAAUGAUGUUACUUGUUAA